Thamnophis sirtalis is the source of this 559-nucleotide messenger RNA. Lineage: Eukaryota; Metazoa; Chordata; Lepidosauria; Squamata; Natricidae. The record is from RefSeq and is a predicted model, not a curated record.
GGAGGGCCCGCCGGGGAGCGGCUGGGGUCGGGGCGCGCGGGCUUCGGUUGUGGCGCCUCCGCCUCGGACCAUGGUCUGCGCGGGCGGCGGGAGGAUCGGCCCCGCUCUGCUGCUGCUGGCUGGCCCGCUUCGGAAGGGUUUUUCCACGUUCCAAGUCAACUUUGCCCAUCCAGAAUUUGAGCGGCGGCCUCCUCAGAUCAUCUCGCAGGCCAACAUGAAGGUGGAAAUCCUCCCAGCCCUCACAGACAACUACAUGUACCUCCUUGUGGAUGAGGAGACCAAGGAAGCAGCCAUCGUUGACCCCGUGCAGCCCCAAAAGGUUCUGGAUGCAGCCAAGAAGCAUGGAGUAAAACUGACCACUGUGCUUACUACACAUCACCACUGGGACCACGCUGGUGGCAACGAGAAACUUGCAAAGAUGGAGCCGGGGUUACGAGUGUACGGGGGAGAUAGCAGGGUUGGAGCCCUCACCCAGAAAGUCUCUCACCUUACGACCUUUCAGGUAAAAAAGCACCAACAAUGGUGGCGGGGAGGGGAAGGAUAGAUUGGCCGGGCCCUU